Molecule: messenger RNA, 4619 nt
Organism: Cephus cinctus (wheat stem sawfly)
Lineage: Eukaryota; Metazoa; Arthropoda; Insecta; Hymenoptera; Cephidae
Gene: vir
Product: protein virilizer
Exons: 5
Coding region: 71-4543 (1490 amino acids)
Cellular component (GO): RNA N6-methyladenosine methyltransferase complex
Molecular function (GO): RNA binding
Source: RefSeq, a predicted model, not a curated record
CUUUAAAUAGUAAUUAUACUAGUAAUCGAACACACGAUUACCUUGAAGUUCUACUUUGAACGGAAUCAAAAUGGAUAAUACCGAACUCUUAUUUUUCGACACGUUCUCUCACGAUAUUUCUGAGGAACUUAAUUUAGACUUGGUACAAUUUCCAAAACCUGUCUACAUCAGUGAAGUUAGAAUAAUUCCUCUUGGAGCUCGAGUCCAGGCUGACUUUCCUGGAGGAGUUCGCUUAGGUGCAACCAAUCCCUCUCAAUUUGAGAUAGAAUUUUUUGUGAAUGAUUUGAGUAAACCAGGAGCUUCUACUUUUGAAUCUCUGGGUGGCUUAGAAUAUAAACAAAAUGUUCACAUUCAAUUAGAAUGUGAGCGUAAACAAAUACCAACAGAUGGGCUAGUUUUACGUGGGUGGUACACCACUAUUACUCUUGCUGUUUAUGGAACUCUGACCAAGUCACUGAGCAAUCCACAGGAAGUUAUAGGACCCACUGCUGGCUCUAGUGUUUGUGUAGGUGGAUUAGAAGAGACCACAGAAUGCACUGUAUCAAUAACAGAACAACAGCCUGAAUGGUAUUAUGAAAAUCAACAACAAACUAAUCCUCCACAGGAGGCCUGUGUCACGGCAACACCAUCUCCACCUGUUCAACUUAUUCAGACAGUGGAACCCACAAGAAAUUCUACAGCUGAACCUGUAGGCACCGAACCAGAACAAUGGGAAGAACAUCCACCAAAUUCAGUUCAGAAACCAGUAAAACGACCGUCCUCGCCGCCUUCGGAAUCUUUAGUCUCCUUAAGCCCAGAAUCCAUUUCUGCAGAGGAGGAAGACGGAGAACGGGAUGCUGGGGAAACUGGUGCAGUAGAACCAUUCGAGCCUAUCUUAUCCGACGAGGAUAUAAUGGCAGAUGACAUACCACCAGUCAUAGAAUACGAAUGUGACACUACACAAAUAGCAGAUUUGUACGUUCUGCAUCCUCCAGAUCUUCUAGAGAUAGAAACAUCAGCCGAAACGACUGAGAAAAAGUUGCGAGAGGAUGCAACGUUAGAAAAAUUACGGGAGACUUUACACUCAUUAGCGAAAUCCGUUUUAAAUUUUGUGAAUGGUCCUGGCCAAGAAAAGGAAACUUUUGUACAUAAUUGUGAAACUCUGUGCUCUAUUCUGGGAUCUCAUGAGCUCGAUCCUGAGGAUUUUAAGGAGUUGACAAAUAUUGUUAACGCAGGUCUGGAUAUGGAAUUUGCACGUGCUCAACCUCAACCAGCCUAUAAAGUGCGACAUGUUAAAGUUGGAGUUCGUCUAUCUGAAGCAUUAUGCAGAGUCUCUUUGGGUGCGGAUAUCCUUCUGGAAGUGAAUGCUCCUUACAAGCUCCUGGAAUUGUGUAUGCUAGAAAAUGUGGCACUUCCUGUAAAACUCUCUGCUUUGAGAGCACUGGAUGCAGCUCUGAUCAGUCCAAAAAUUGUUAAGGAAUUUCUCAAAUCUGAGACUAAUCUUUAUAAACUUGCACUAGAGAUGCUCGACGGCGCAAAGCUCGCUAGAUUGAAGUACGCUUUGAGUUCCUUGCUAAGGAAAGUUCAUGUUUAUGAAUUACUAGAAGAAACUGAGGAACUCUCGGAAUUGGCACUAUCAGAAUUAAUGAAUUCAUACUCGUAUGCUCCAACCUUAAUGGCACAGCCUAAACGGCAACUACCUGCCAGUGCACAAAUGGAAUUCGAACGGGAGCAGAAUCGGAAUCCUCGAGGACACCUUAUUGCCUACUUCGAGCACCAUAAACUGGCCUGUCGUCUCUUAGUGACCCUUAUAUCACCCCAAUCCCAUGUGAACUCUAUAAAAGCAGCACGACGUUUCCUCUUGAGACUCAGUGACACCAAAGAAGGUCUUCUGUAUCUCUUAAAAGAACCUGAGAUCACUAAAUCUAUAUUAAAAGCCCUUCGCUACGAUCAUCCUGGUGUUGGUUCGAUAUUAGCCUGGCGACUUCAAGUAGCGCGAUGCCUAAUAUCUCUCCAACAAGAACCGGUCGACUGGAUGGCCUUAAAGAAAUUACAUUCCUUCUUGGUAUUUCCUGAAGGUAUACGUGCUAUAGUCACAAUUCUUCCUCUAAAUGGAUUCCUGGACAUUCUGAUACCACACCUCGCAGAUGCGAAUCUUGGAGAAUUUGCAGCUGAAGUUGUCUCUACCACUGUACGCUAUUCCGAUCGUGUUGAAAUCUUUCAAACCCGUGCAGCGGAAAUUAUAGAGAAGUCUAGAAAUCAGGCACAUUUGCGUGACGUUGUACCAUACUUGACAAUAGCAGCUCAAGCUUCCAGCUGGAACUACGGUGAUGUCUCUACCUUAGUCGCAGCUAUAAGAAAAAAUGCAGACAGAGCAGCAUCACUACCUGGUGAAUUAGUCACUGCCUGUAGGAUCCUAGUAUACCUGGUGUUUCCCUCAAAGAAUGACAUGGACCCUAUGGAACCUUACGUGGAAUUAAAACACAGAAACGCCCUGACACAGUUAUUCGCCGCUGAUGGUCUCACUGCUCUGGUUGCAGUUAUGACCAACAUUACGGAAUUCUAUGAACAACCAUAUUUGCAUCGUGCAGCUUUAACAGGACGCAGAGGUCUGGCACUAGUAGCACUGCUCUUACCUUGUGUUAAAUUAACAAGAGCAAUUUUGGAACGUCUUGUAAAGUGUAUGGCAACAGACUUCAAAGACUUGACGGCAGUAUUGCCACUGCUUGGUGUAUAUUCCUUGGUAGAAGCUAUACCAAGUAAUUCAAUUAUCGGAACACUGUCUGAUCAGAUUGUGGGAACAUUAUUGGUAUUUACACACGCUGUGAAUUCCGAUGGUUCUGGAAACGUAGCUAAAUCACUCUGGACUCAAAUGCUUGGUGAAGUCUUGAAGAGGAUUGCUCUAAGUCCAUGCAAUUUCGUACCCGGCAUGAAGUUGCUGUCUCGGUUACUACCACCGAUAUUGACCUCUAAGGAAACCAUCCCUGAAGACAUGAUGCGUGCUCUUGGAUUAAGAAAGCUUUGGUCUGCUCACUUACAGGCUCAGGCUAGUAACCUCACAGAGACUUUACGGCUGCUCUGUGCUAGCUGGGAUAAAGAUGUGCUCACGUUACUCUCCACAGUCUGCAAACAACUUAGCGACCUGGCUGCACCUACUGCUCUUCUUGUAGGAAGAUGUCUUUUAGAUGGAAUAUUAGCUGCUACUCCUUUGGAAAAUAAUUCUCCAAUAUUAGCGUUACUUGGAGAUCUAGCUAGACAUGCACCUGUUAAGGCCACACUCCUGACUCUUACAAGUCCUGCGUCCAGGGCUCAGGUCAAGUCUGAUCAAAGAUAUCCACCUGUCAUUGAAAUGCUGUGCACUGCUUUGAAAACUACUAACGACGUUGUACAACGUGAGAUAAUUGAUAUCUUUGAGACUUUGUGCGAUUCUUCCCUGAGCCUUGUUCAAGAAGACUCCAGUGAACCUUUUGAAAAGAAAUUAACGCAUUCUGUACCCAGUAAGGAACCACUGCUUUCCAUUUUGGCUGUACUCAUUGAAAUCCUUGCAAGUGCGUCAAAGUAUCAAGUGGAUGUAUUAGAAAGUACUUUGCAGAUACUGGUGUCUCUUACAAGUCAUAACUAUGGACUGUAUCAUGUGAAGAGUUGUUUAGAAAAUAAUCCGGAUGCCUUAAGAUCUUUACUAGAACAUGUGUCAAAUCUUGAGGAAAACUCGAAUACGAAGUGCACCUUAGAAUUGACUGUGACGUUCUUAGAAAGUUUAAUUUCUUGUAAAACAGAAAAUAGAAGUUUGUACUUGCGUUCACAACAGUUAAUGUCUUUGAUAUCUUGGGAUAAAAAUGGUCAUCCCCUUGACAAAUUGGUAGGAGCAAAAGACCUAAUAGAAAUAUUAAAGAGUUCCGAAGAGAAAGAAGAAAAAGAGCCUAUACCGGAAAUGUUGGAACCUUUACUCCCGACCCCAGAAGCUCUCUUAAAUCAAUUUUCUCAAAGAUCCUUUGGAGCUGUGGAAUCUAGUUCAAAGCGAACGAAAAAAUGUACUUUCGGAGCAUCACGUCAACCAUCCACUGAAAAUACAGUUGAUCUAUUAGCUCUGGCAUCAGAACUUCUCCCCGCAGACUUCAAUCUUCUAGCGGAAGCACAGCUACUGUGCUCAAAAGCGCCACCAGAUGAUGCUACACAACCCUUGCAACCAAAGUCACAGGCAGAUUCUCAAGAUGCGAGAGACGUGCAAAAGCCUACAAAUGUGCCCGCUGCCAAAACUAAGCAACCAUUUGUGACGCCCAUGCGUGGAAGGGCUCAGUUCGCCAACAACCUUAGAGGUGGACAAGUAGUAGGCGGUGUCGGAAGAGGCUCAGAUCCAUUCAGAUCUAGACCUCCGAAUACUUCAAGACCACCGUCUCUUCAUGUAGAUGAUUUCGUAGCUCUAGAAACCUGCGGAGCUCAGCCUACAGGUCCAACGGGAUAUAAUAAAAUAAAUAUUCGUGGACCUUGUCCACCCCGAGGUGUCAUGGUUGGAACUAGAAGUCGACCGUGGGUACCAGAGCCACGACCGCCGUAUCUUCGUUAAGAAAUGUUUAUUUUAUAUUAUUGAGUAUCAAUGAAAUAUCAUUGCUGCUAAAUACAUGAUUCUCCUAAGACAAUAA